UCUCUCUCUUGCGUUUUCCUCUCUCUUGCGUUCUCCUCUGCUCUCUCUGAGUGCUCUGUUUCUCUCUCUAAAAUGUCUCCGAAAUGGGUCUUGGCUCUCGCGCUCCUGGCCUCCAUUAUGGUGCCCGCCUUUGCUCGUAUUCCAGGCGUUUACUCAGGCAGCGAUUGGGAAUCAGCUCAUGCCACAUUCUACGGUGGAAGUGACGCGUCAGGAACAAUGGGUGGGGCUUGCGGGUAUGGAAACCUUUACAGUCAAGGCUAUGGCGUGGAAACUGCGGCUUUGAGCACAGCUCUGUUCAAUAGUGGUCUCAGCUGUGGAGCUUGCUUCGAGAUCAAGUGCGCAAGCGAUCCAAAGUGGUGCCACUCAGGAAGUCCCUCCAUCUUCAUCACUGCAACUAACUUCUGUCCACCGAACUAUGCUCUUCCCAGCGACAAUGGGGGUUGGUGCAACCCUCCUCGCCCGCAUUUCGAUUUGGCCAUGCCCAUGUUCUUGAAGAUUGCAGAGUACAGGGCCGGCAUUGUGCCCGUCUCUUACAGAAGGGUGUCGUGCCGCAAGCCUGGGGGAAUCAGGUUCACCAUCAAUGGGUUCCGGUACUUCAACCUGGUGCUCAUCUCGAAUGUGGCCGGGGCUGGGGACAUUGUCAAGGUUUGGGUGAAGGGCUCUCGCACCGGGUGGAUGAGCAUGUCCCGGAACUGGGGCCAGAACUGGCAGUCCAACUCCAUCCUCGUGGGCCAGGCUCUCUCCUUCCGGGUCACCAGCAGCGACCGCCGUACCUCCACUUCCUGGAAUGUCGUCCCCGCCAAUUGGCAGUUCGGCCAAACCUUCACCGGCAAAAACUUCAGGAUCUAAUCCCCACCCAAAAUGAAAUCUUAGAGAUACAUAGAAUUUCGAAUUACCUCUACCCGCGUUUUUCAUUUAUUCCCUUUUUUAUCUUUAUCUUUUACUCUACUUUUUGUCCUUAGACGCGUAUUUGGUCGGUUUCUCUUUUUCUGUUUCUUUACUGUUUGUUUUUCCUAGAGAGAGAGGGUUUUUAGUGUGAAAGAGAGUGUUUUUAGAGAGAGAAAGAGGGGGAAUGAUGGGAUUUUAGGGAGAGAGAAAAGUCUUCCACCCAUUGUGUUGCUUUCUUUGACUGUGUUGUCAAGUGCUGAAAGUGGUUGCACAACAGGCAGCCCGCAGCUAUGAUAUUUCUUUCUUUUAUAGAUGGAAGAAAACCAUAUGAUAUAUGAUACAUAUAGUUUCUAUGCUUUCUAAUUAAAUAGAAUCAUAGAUAUGCAAUAUAUAAUAUUUGUUAUAGUUAUGUUGCUAAUUUGGGGUAUGGUGCCUCUUUGUAUCCGGUGGCCGGAAUUCGGUUGUGUUUGUAAAAGCUUUGCUGGAAUCCGGUUUUGUGUGGUAAAUUGUGUAUUUACUGCGAUGUUGACUAUUUAUAUAUGAUGAAUGAAGUGAACUUAUAAUUGUUAAA
Messenger RNA from Amborella trichopoda, 1459 nucleotides. Its product is annotated as expansin-A6. Gene Ontology annotation, cellular component: extracellular region. Gene Ontology annotation, biological process: plant-type cell wall organization. NCBI's taxonomy places the organism in Eukaryota, Viridiplantae, Streptophyta, Magnoliopsida, Amborellales, Amborellaceae. The record is from RefSeq and is a predicted model, not a curated record.